CGCUUUCGCUACACCUGAGGGAUUACAAAAUUAUUCUGUGUCGUCGCUGGUGUCCGGGUUGGAGGGCGAUCUCUCUGCAAUGGGGAUGUGGUCUCUGGGGCUGGGGGCUGUGGGAGCUGCCCUGGCUGGAAUCUUCUUGGCCAACACAGAUCUUUGUCUUCCUAAAGCUGCUAAUGCCUCCCUGGAGUUUCUUGAAGAGGCUGACCUGCGAUGCACCCUCGACCACACCAAGGUCAUCAAAGCAAAGAGGCUGUGGGAUAAGAAUGGAGCUGUGGUCAUGGCUGUACGGCGACCUGGAUGAUUUUUGUGCAGAGAGGAGGCCUCUGAGCUCUCCUCUCUGAAGCCCCAGCUGGAAGAGCUCGGGGUCCCUCUGGUCGCUGUGGUGAAGGAGAACCUCGGCUCAGAGAUCCAGGACUUCCGACCGCACUUCGCUGGGGACAUCUACAUAGAUGAAGAGAAACGCUUCUACGGUCCGCUGCAGAGGAGGAUGGGAGGUCUCGGAUUCAUUAGAAUUGGAGUGUGGCAGAAUUUCAUCAGGGCGUGGAAAUCUGGUUAUCAGGGAAACAUGAACGGAGAGGGCUUCAUCCUCGGAGGCGUGUAUGUCAUCGGAGCAGGAGAGCAGGGAAUCAUCCUGGAGCACCGUGAAAAGCAGUUUGGAGAUAAAGUGGACACAGCAGAUGUUCUGAAGGCUAUACAGAAAAUUGUCCCAGCAAAAUAAGUUUUGUGAGCAAUAGAGAAACACUGAAAUAGUUUGAA
Messenger RNA from Oryzias latipes (Japanese medaka), 756 nucleotides. It is a transcript of the gene selenou1a, whose product is annotated as selenoprotein U 1a. Lineage: Eukaryota; Metazoa; Chordata; Actinopteri; Beloniformes; Adrianichthyidae. The record is from RefSeq and is marked validated. Gene Ontology annotation, molecular function: antioxidant activity.